AUGACGACCAACAACCCGCCGGACUUCCUUACCAUAAUCAAGCAGUUAUCCCUUGAUUCGAUAAGCCUGCACCCAACCCGAACAAGAUUUCUGGAACAUCGCAAGGUUUGCUUACAUACGAUAGGCCUGAAUCUGACCGAAGAAAAACUUUCUACAGAAGUCUCCAGACUCGCGGAAAGCGGUCAGCAGAUAGAAGCUGCCUUUCUUGCCCUUUUACUGCACAACCAUAAUCUGGCCCUAACUGCACUCAAGACUGGCAAGAAUUUGCCCCGUCAUAGAGUAUUAGCAAUCGCAGUUGCCGGCUAUGAUCGAGGCAAUAACGACGGCUUGUGGAGUGAAGCAGUUGAUGAUAUGCGUCAAAACGCUGAGGACCCAUACUCUCGGGCUAUUUUCGCUCUCGUUCGCCGUGGUAAUUGGCGUGAUGUUCUGAAAGAACCUUCCCUGCCCCUCACUUAUAGCACUGCCAUCGCCCUUCUUCACCUCUCCGACACCGAAGUGACGAAACAUAUUAAUGAUGCCACCACAAGCGCUGAGGCUAGCGGCGACAUCUCAGGCAUCUUCCUGACUGGCCUGACUGAGCAAUCCAUCUCCCUCUUUGAAACGUACAUCACAAAGCACCCCGAUCUGCAAACCACAGUCCUGGCUUUCGCACACGUUGUGCCUCGUUACUUUACAUCUCAUGUCGAUGUGCAGAACGCUGGUGGGACCGGCAAAGGAUUUGUCCUGUCGUGGGCUGUGAUUGCGUUUGUCGCGUUAGCAGUUGAGAAGCCCAUAUUCUCAGCUAGUAUCGAGGUGACGAUGUCUCAAACGGUUGUGUAG
Molecule: messenger RNA, 819 nt
Organism: Bacidia gigantensis
Lineage: Eukaryota; Fungi; Ascomycota; Lecanoromycetes; Lecanorales; Ramalinaceae
Exons: 2
Coding region: 1-819 (272 amino acids)
Biological process (GO): positive regulation of TORC1 signaling
Cellular component (GO): cytoplasm
Source: RefSeq, a predicted model, not a curated record